Messenger RNA from Blastomyces gilchristii SLH14081, 3330 nucleotides. RefSeq names its product suppressor Sfk1. The transcript has 5 exons. Gene Ontology annotation, cellular component: plasma membrane. NCBI's taxonomy places the organism in Eukaryota, Fungi, Ascomycota, Eurotiomycetes, Onygenales, Ajellomycetaceae. The record is from RefSeq and is a predicted model, not a curated record. The coding region runs from base 835 to 1794 and encodes 319 amino acids.
AGGCCCUUGCGGAUAUAAAAAAAAUAUGACUGCCUAAAAACAGCCAUAGUAAUAGCGUCUAAAUAGGUAUCUUGAAUAUGUCUUUUGUACUCCGUACUCCGUGCAUUACCCACCAUCGAGUCCCGGAGUAAUGCGGCUUCCGCUGGCUGCGGAGUUAGGCGGUGGUGACGCUUUAUAGCCGUGGCUGCGCCUGCGAGAUUUGAAGCUCGUAACGCAGGUCAAAAAAAGUUACGCGCGUGAGAAAUAAUUGGAAGCGGCAACACGAAAUAAUGAAUAGUUAAUGCAAUAAUAAUAUCAUAAUACAGCCAGAGCGCAGUUAAUAAUCACCGCCGAGUCGGAUCCGCGGGCGAUGUCCUUGCCGAGCCCCGUUUGUUCGUUUGUUCGUUCGUCCCAGCCGUGCGCGGAUGACGUCGUCUCGGGUGUGUUUUUGCCCUGGCGAAUUCACUCGGAUGCCACAAGAGUUAUUAUAUCUUUGCGCCUCGAUGCCGAAUCCCCUCGUUAACGGUCUUGUCUUUUUGUUAAUAUUCUUGUCUGGUUAAUACUAUUCGUUCGUUCGUUUUAAACCCUUGUGCGCAAUAUUUGAUAUCACAUCCCUAGAACAACGCCCUAUUCCCAGGAUCUGCUGCCCGCCUCUAUCACCCUGGGCUAUUUAUUGUCAUUGAACUCCGAUACGCAGAGAGCAAAUUGCAUCCGAAGAAACAUAUUCAAACCUCGCCGCUUGCCCUCAUUGUUACCCCCACCCGGUCAUAUCUCCAUCGGUCAAAACUGGGUGUCCACCUCCACUAUAGCUUCACUGCCGUUGUUAAACCGCCAUUGGGAAAGGGUAUUCACAAAAUGUGGAUUAUAUCGUUUUGGAUAUUUCCUGUAAUCGGGUCAUGCAUGUGGCUAGCUAUGCUCCUCACGAUGCUGAUACAAUGGGCAGCGGUUGAAGGACGUCCACAUUACGAGAGCAUGGAACUAUCUCAAACGAUCGCAUUCAUAUCAGACGUUGGCGCGCACGGAUUAAAACCCCUCUUUAUCACCGGUUGCUCCAUCACUUCCGUGGUUUUCAGCGCUUCAUUCGUAUCAGAAAGAUGGCUUAGACAUCGCGGUCAGCUUGCCAGAAAUAGAGGACGAGCAGACAAGACGUUUGCCAUUAUCUCAAUAGUAUUUUCGAUGUGCGGAGGAUUAGGACUGAUUCUCUUGUCAAUUUUUGACACCGUGAGAUUCCCACUCCAGCACAAUGGAUGUCUGGUUCUUUUCAUGGGCGGGUACAUUCUCAGCGCAAUCUUCGUAUGCGCCGAAUACCAAAGACUCGGCAUACACUAUCGGGAACACACAAUCCUAGCCGCAAGCUUUUGGAUAAAACUCGUCUUUAUCCUUGUUGAGCUUGCUCUUGCCGUUGCUUUUGGAGUCACAGGUCAACAGGGCAUGAAAAACCAAGCUGCGGUCCUAGAGUGGAUAAUCGCAUACAUAUUCACCUUCUACGUCUUAUCUUUCGUCGUCGACCUCCUCCCCGCAAUCAGAACCCGCAACCACAUCCCACAGGGGAAACGGAUAACAGAAAUGACCAUGGCACAAAACGGAGCGCAACAAAGUCCAUCGACGAUGACGACUGCUACUCCUCGACCUCCGCAAACAAGCGCUUAUUACGAGCAACCCCUUACCACAGACUCCAUGGGAGAUCGAGGCAAUGUCUACCGCGGGUAUAUAGUAGAUCAACAACCGACACAGGUCCAAUUUACGCAAAGUUCGGCCGGCGGCUACAUGCCAUAUGGCCAGUCGCAUGCUCAGGAAGGGGAUUUGCGGGUCUAGAUUGUGGUCCGCUGUUUACUGGUAAUGAACCAAAUCUUAAGAGUAUUGGGGCUGUAUAGUAGCAAAAAGGGGGCGGAGUUUUUUCUUUUUUUUCCCAGGAGCAUCUUGCCAUUUAGCGAGCAUUGGGGCCUUUUCUUCCUUAUUUUCUUUCUUUCUUUUCUUUCCUCUUUUUACUAUUAUUUUAAUAGAGGGGCAUCUCAUAGAAGCCAAGAGGCUGGUUUUCCUGUAACGAUUAUUUAUAGCAUGGGACGGCGUUCAAGACGGGGGAUACGAUUUUUCCCCCCCCUUAUUUUUGUCCUUAAUGUUACCCUACCUGUACAAUACCAGCAAUUCCGUGAAUCACUCUUUCUGUCUAUUUCUUAAUUUUUGAUUUACAUAGUUAAACUGCUGUAAAAUGCCCUGUCCUAUGGGAAGAUAUUAUUCUCGCUAAUAACUUGUAUAAUGUCCUCUUUUCGCAGAAUUGCGGACUCAAUUCACUUUCAACACUAUUAAAAGGCAAGAAGCUUCUUGUCUCGGACGCCUCUUCUGCAAAUACUUCUUGUUGAGAUGAUUUUGAGAGGGUGGAAGGAGCGAAAGGAGAAAAGUCAUACGGAGUAGGAGCCUAGUAAGGGACGACACAUAAGCAACCAAUAUCUAUACCCUAUAUCCGUCAUAUACCAUCACGCCACAAGCAACCCCCUAACCGUCUCAACAUCCCCAUCCUCCACCCCAAUAGCUUUCAAAUACCCUCGGACCCCACCAUACCCUUCCUCCAAGAACCGCACGACCUCCUCCGUAAAUCCAGUGGGACACUUCGCGUAUUCCGCCGGCAGGCCCAUGGCCUGCAUCUCCGCCAACCGCUCCUCCAGUUCCGGAAUCAGCUCGUCCUCCGACACUCGGUAGUCGCACGUUAUUGCAGAGAGGGGUAUUUUGCAGGUCGCUAACGGCCCGAUUGGAGCUCCGCGUACUACAUCUGUGUCCCCAUCCCUCAAUACCCCUCCUGCAUUAAUAUUACCACCCGGCUCCUCCUCCUGCUCCUCUUUCGUCUCACUCGGCACACCCUCAUCACUGCCAGGAGACCCGGCCAAUAACAAGAGUAGAAUGAUAACUAGUCCAGUCCGGUCCUUGCCCUGCGUGCAAUGAAUGAGUGUUGGAUAGACAGCAGGAUCACCCAGGUGUCCGAAUAACUCUUUGAUCUCUUCCUGACUGGCUGUUAGGGUGUCGUGGGCCAGGCCGUUGAGGCCACGGGGCACCAUCGCCUGUUCGACGACAAGCUUGGUGGCCGCGUUGCGGUAGCCGGAUGCGAGGAGGGUGAUGGCUUUUCUGGGCGUGUAUGGUUUUGUGAGAUCGUGUUUUUGGAGUGAGGUGGAUAACUUACUCACUCCUCUUUGAUCAUGCGAAGCACAAAUAAUCGGAGUUACAAAAAAUAAAAAAUAAAAAAAAUAAGAAUAAAAUACUCACAGUAUAUUAAACCAGCUUAAUCUCCACAGCAAUAACUUUUCAAAGUUCCAUCCCGCUAGACUGAUCAUAAUCCGGCGCACACCGGGUAGCUGUACG